UCUUCAUUAUGUCGUCAUGGAAACCUUUAAAAUGCUAAUGUAUUUAACCUUUGUGCCAACCAAAGGAAAUAUUCCAACAGUUCGAACCUUUCAUGUACCCGCUCGUUUACGCUGAGAAGUUAUUUCCACAUCUUAUUGUAUUUUGCGUGAAAGAAGAGCUGUUCCUUAAUCGGACAUCAAAAGGAAAUUAUUUUCACAGCCAUCUAUCGACGGCCUUAAAUACAAAUUAUUCAGCGGGAGAAUAUUCGCGCGAAAGCUGAUUAAGAAGUGAGGAUGCUGCCUGAAGAGAAAGUGUUGUAUCCAUUUAUCGGCGAUUCGCUCGGACCAUGAGGAUUUUAACAGCAAUAUAGAGAGCAGAUGGGUACUGGUUGUUCGAAAUCGGUUGUUGUUAUUUCCAACACGAGCUGGAACCCCCACAACGCGCGACCCAGCCAAAGUUCUGCAUCGCAUUCAUCAUCGACAAAAUGCUCAGGAUCCACCAUAAAAACUCUUGCGGAAGCCGCAAUUUGGAGCCCAUUUAAGCUGAGCCGUUCUGAAGCCGAAGAGCUUCUGUCUCAAGCGGAGCCUGGUGCCUUUGUAUUUUCCCAUGACAUGACGUCAGAGUUAUUUCUCUCGAUAUGCGCGGGAAAAUACGUUUGCCAUCAUGCCGUGUUAACACGUGACCAAGGUUACUACGUUGGCGCAAGACGCUUUACGACAAUCGGAGCUGUAGUUGAUUAUUUUAAAGACCACCCUUUAGGAGAAACCACUUUAAAACAAGAGUUUAGGGCACUCAACCCAAGGAUUACUUCUCAAGUACAAGUCAAACAGCAUCCUGAUUUCACUAUCUCUUGUCCGGCACAAAUUUCUACAAAUGGCCACCCUGCUGGUCAAUUUCAAUGUGAUCAGUCGCUUUCCAUUCUCCAAACGUCUGUCGGUAGUAAGACUAACCAAUCACAAUCUCCUAAGAUUAUGUUGACGUCACAUCUCUCAGGGGAAGAAAAGACUCCUUCAGAAGACGAUGGUCAGGUGCUGGUUACCAUGAAUACUGAUGGGCAACAACCUCCGAGAUGCGCUCCUUGGAACGAUACACUAACAAAAAAACAGCUGACAAGAAGUAUGGCAAUUGAAAGGACUGACUCCUCGGGAGAAAUUCAAGAAACAGCUCUUUCACCAUUGUUACCUACAAGAAGUUCAGUGAUAAAAUGAGGAAUGGCUCAGUUUAUCAGUUUCUUGUUAGUCACAUUCGUUCGAAAAACUGAUUAUGGAGUUUUCUUGAACCGAGCUUCGGUUAAAGAGAAGCCUACAAGAUGAAAAUGGCUCACCCUCUCACAGUCUGGACACGUUUUUUGGCAGUCCUUCGUUUAGAGGUCUCUAAUCAUUACAGAUCGUUAUGGAAGGGAAAUAGAGAAACACAAUCCAAUUCUAGGAGCGAGAGAGACAUGAAAAUGUUCCCCGGGUUUGUUCAUAUGAUAUUUUUAGCAUGACUACGAUUAGUCAAGGACAUGCACACGAACCUAUAUGGUGCGUCACCUUUAAUAACCUCCAAAGUGAAAAAAAUUGAGUAUUUCUGGUCCUCCGAGGCUUGUUCCUUUUUAGCUCUAGGAUAAAUGACUUUUAAAAGAACAAAGCUUUCAAUCUAACACCGUUAACGUUGUUGCCGUGCUUUAUUCGCGCAUGCAAGUUUUUUUGUCUUGCGUUGUGACUGAAAAAAAAGCUAACCAAUUGAAACUGAUUUUCUAUUAACAGUAAUGUUACAAAUAAAUAGAAAGAAAAAAUAUUUUGACCUGUUGAUGUACUUGAAAAAGAAAAGAUGAAUUGAUCUUCAAAGGUCAAUUACAAGUCGCUGAAGAGAAAAAUCUGGAGAAAAAUUUCGGGGCAACGACUGAUCAAUUCAUUUUAAGGCAUGGAUUGGUGUUCAAAGUCUAUAUAUAAUAACUAUUUUAAAACACGACCAUUCCGCUUAGCACUACAUGGUAAGAAAUCACCAAAUCACCCGGUACAUCGGCUAAAAGAUUAAAUUUCAAAUUUUCAAGCAUUGGCAAUGAAAGACGUUAUUUUAUCCAAUAAAAUACCGUCUUUCAUCGCCAAUGCUUGAAAAUUUUUAGUUUUUCAUUAAAUAGAAAAAGGAUAGUGGAAAAACUCAGUCUGUUAUUAUACAAUUAUGUAAUAUACAACACCAAGCAGAGAAAAGCUUUGAUGGAACAUUUUAUAAUAAAAUUGUGAGGUUAAUGCCUUUAUUAUGUUCACUGGAACCCUAACUUUGAUAAAGCUGCAAGUUUUCUGAUAUGACCUUUGUCCUCGAAAUGGAAAAGUGAAAAUAACAUAUUUAGACGUA
Pocillopora damicornis (cauliflower coral) is the source of this 2317-nucleotide messenger RNA. RefSeq lists its product as uncharacterized. Gene Ontology annotation, cellular component: cytoplasm. Gene Ontology annotation, molecular function: signaling adaptor activity; receptor tyrosine kinase binding. NCBI's taxonomy places the organism in Eukaryota, Metazoa, Cnidaria, Anthozoa, Scleractinia, Pocilloporidae. Gene Ontology annotation, biological process: cell migration; enzyme-linked receptor protein signaling pathway. The record is from RefSeq and is a predicted model, not a curated record.